CACGUCGACAAGUAAGACAAAACACUUCCGAGGUAAACACGGACGCGUGUAGCGCUGGAGUAGGAGUUCUAUUGAGAACAUGUCUUCUUCACGUUGAAAGGAAGAGGAAACGAUAAAGACAUGACAAGGUGGGCCAGAGCCAACAACGUUCACAAACACAAGCCGGCGGACGCUACUCCAUGGAAUCAGCUUAAAGGAGCAGGUCACCCAGGGUCCGCUGACCGAGGUGCCAGCGGAGACACACAGGACCAUGCCAGAGGGGAUGGACAAGGGAGCUAUUUGAGACGGACCCGGCCCGGGAACUCAGCUGUGAAGAAACCCAAACAAAAGAAAAAGGACUAUGACAAUGUCGAUGUGAAUGGGUUUCUGCAGUACCUCCAGCAGAGUGGACAAGAUCUGCCCAGAGGAAAUGGGAGAGGCAGGGAGAGUGAGCAGGGUUUAAGGGAGGAGAUCGAGACUGUCCUUAAAAAAGACAACCGAAGAGAGGAUCGAAGGAUAAAGAGGCAGAUCAACAAGAAGAACAAAAUGCUUUGCUUUAACUGUAGAAAGCCCGGGCAUGGUUUGGCAGACUGUCCAGAGGCAGAGCGAGAUGAGGAGAUGGGCAGAGGCAUCUGCUAUCGCUGUGGCUCAACUGAACAUGAAAUUCAUAAAUGCAGAGCUAAAGUGGACCCUGCGCUUGGUGAUUACCCGUAUGCAAAGUGCUUUAUCUGUGGAAAGACUGGACACUUGUCACGGUCCUGCCCAGAUAAUCCUAAAGGACUAUAUGCUGAAGGAGGGUGUUGUAAGGUGUGUGGUUCAGUAGAACACUUCCAGAAGGACUGUCCAGAGCACCAGGCUCACACUAACUCUUUGACAGUAGGGUGGCUGUCCAACAACGCAAGUGCUGACCACGAGGAAUUUCAUGUACCUAAGAAGAAAGCUACUCCCAAACAAACUAAGGUGGUCAUGUUCUGAUCUGCCAAAAAUUACACAGCAUACAAUUGAACAGUAUACCAAACCUCUACCCAUCCAACAGUGGACUUUAUCAACAGUAUCUUUCAUUUGUGCCACCCUGUUAAAAAUAUUACUUUAGAGAUGAGAGUUUCUUCUGGCUCUGAUCGCUUUCUCAGCCACUAGACUUUGAGUAAGUGGAAUAAUUGAUAUCAUUUAUGUGAAAUGGAGUGACAAUUUAAAUUUCACCAUUGUCUAAUUUGGAUUGUGAUGAAACACCAUAGUGUAAUCAUGGGUUCAUUUCUGUAUUACUUUGUAUAUAUUGAAGUUAUAAAGGAUUGCUUGUAUUUCAAAACAACCAUUAUCUAUCAAUUUCAUUCAUUCUAUGGCUGCAUUACUAUUGUUUUGUUUGAGUUUCAGCAAGUCAUUAAAACAAUUCACUGUGUAAAACACUGUUGACUUCAUGCAGUUGUACAACAGAUUACGUAGCCAUUUUUAUAUUGGUUAAAAAUAUCCAAUGGAGUUUUCCUUCACCGUUUCUCGCCAAAACACAGCGUUUGUCCUUUAAGCUUAACAAAAGUUUUAAAUGCAUUUCCUACCUGCCAAAACAUUUGCAAAGCCUUUUUUGACAUUUUUUGAAUGCUACAUCGUUUAUAUCGGCCUGUAACCCUCUUGUUUUUAUCGGUGGAUAUGGCACAUUACCACCACCAACUUCAAAAAUUGCCUCACCAAUAUUCAUGUGAUUUCUGUCUUUGUCCUUUUGUUUUCUUUGUUCUAUAUUACAGCCGGGCUUACGGUUCCUUACUUUCAUUGCAGAAGUUUCGAUUCCUCCAUUCUUCUUCUACUUUCUUCAUCAUCAUCAUCAUGUUUUCUGUUCACAGAAAUGCUCAAGGUGUGCAUGCAUAUCCUUGUAUGCGUGCUGGGAGAAGUGAUAUAAACAAUACGAUGAUAUACUUUUUACUAUGCCCUAUAGUGUGAUUGAUGGCGAAAAACUAUGUUGGAUACUCGUAAAAAAAGCAUGAUCUCAAAUCAUGUGUGCACCUUUUAUAGCUUUUGGUGUUGCUUCUUUCACAAGAAACUCAGGCAGCAUCUUUACUGUCUCAUCAAACCCAACCUACUGAAAACAACUCCACUCAUUGGUCCAAAAAGUACUAUAGGGUUGGUUUCAUCCAUAAAGAUCAACUUUUCUUGAGAAUGCAAAGUUUAUUUGGAAGCAGUGCUUUGUAUAACACUACCGCUGUGGAACAUCCCGAUAAUGACAGCGACUAUGCUCAAAAUGCAUACUACCUCUACUUUUCCGACCUAAAUUAAGUAUGUAGUGUGUUUUCACUGUGUAAUGUGCCGUUUUGUGUAUGCAAGAAGUGCACAGAUUUAAAUAAAUUAGUAUAAAAGUCUUGAGUGUGCAACUAAUGUUACUAGGUGUACAUAAAUUACCCAUAAUAUGUUGCCACUGUCCAACAGCCAUCACUUGUAGCUUGUUGGUAUGGAUUCCUUAUGAAGGACAAGCAAGCAAGUGUGUACUAUAUUAGGAUUAAUGUUUUUACUGCUAUUUUUAUGGCUGGUCCAUGUAAAUGAAUUUGAUCUGC
This is a messenger RNA of Lampris incognitus (smalleye Pacific opah), 2516 nucleotides long. RefSeq names its product zinc finger, CCHC domain containing 9 (gene zcchc9). The record is from RefSeq and is a predicted model, not a curated record. The transcript is spliced from 6 exons. The coding region runs from base 121 to 954 and encodes 277 amino acids. Lineage: Eukaryota; Metazoa; Chordata; Actinopteri; Lampriformes; Lampridae. Gene Ontology annotation, molecular function: nucleic acid binding; zinc ion binding.